This is a messenger RNA of Kazachstania africana CBS 2517, 2685 nucleotides long. RefSeq names its product retromer subunit VPS35 (gene VPS35). The record is from RefSeq and is a predicted model, not a curated record. Gene Ontology annotation, biological process: intracellular protein transport; retrograde transport, endosome to Golgi. Gene Ontology annotation, cellular component: retromer, cargo-selective complex; retromer complex; late endosome. The transcript has a single exon. Lineage: Eukaryota; Fungi; Ascomycota; Saccharomycetes; Saccharomycetales; Saccharomycetaceae. Bases 1 to 2685 code for a protein of 894 amino acids.
AUGUCAUACUCAGAUUCGCUAGAUCAGGCAAUUACAACGGUCAAACAACAGAGCAUCCUAGUGCAACGUAGUUUAGCUCAACGUAAACUGAUGGAUGCACUACGUUACUCUUCAAUCAUGUUAACUGAACUUCGUAAUCCAAAAUUAUUACCAAAACAAUACUAUGAAUUGUAUAUCAUGAUAUAUGACGCUUUGACUGUUCUAUCAAACUAUUUGUUCGAAAACCAUCCAAAGAAACAUCAUCUGGCCGAUUUAUAUGAAUUGGUCCAAUAUGCUGGUAACGUCAUACCAAGACUUUACCUUAUGAUCACUGUCGGUACCACAUACUUAAAAUGCCCCGAUGCCCCCACAAAUGAGAUACUGAAAGACAUGCUCGAAAUGUGUCGUGGUGUUCAGAAUCCAAUAAGAGGCUUAUUUUUAAGGUACUAUCUAUCGCAAAGAACAAAGGAAUUGUUACCUGAAAAUGAAGUGGCUUUGAAUUCUCAGUUCAUAAUUACAAAUUUCAUUGAAAUGAAUAAAUUAUGGGUUAGAUUACAACACCAAGGCCCUUUAAGAGAAAGAGAACAACGUACAAAGGAAAGAAAAGAAUUACAGAUCCUCGUCGGGUCCCAAUUGGUUCGUCUUUCUCAGGUAAUAGAUGAUAAUCUAACAAUGUAUAAGGAUCAGAUUUUACCCAUUAUAUUAGAACAAAUCGUACAAUGCCGAGAUAUUGUAUGUCAAGAAUAUCUAUUCGACAUCAUUUGUCAAGUCUUCCCUGAUGAAUUCCAUUUAAAUACAUUAGACACCCUCUUGGAGACAACUCUACUAUUGAAUACAGAUAUCUCCGUCAAUAAGUUGAUUUCGACAUUAGUUGAGCGACUAAAUGGUUAUUUGAAAAGGAUUGAACAACAGGAGAUCACUAACCAAAGUAAAGUGGAUGUCUUUGACGUUUUUUGGAAUUAUUUGAAUAAACUAAAUGAAGAAAGACCUGACCUAUCAAUUUCUCAAAUGGUUUCCUUGAUUGAAAUCGUACUAAAUUUAAAUUUACACUGGUUUCCGAAUAAUUUUGAAAAUUUGAACAAAGUUUAUGAACUCAUUUCAACGAAAUGUAAUGAUUUUGACAACAAUAUCCCGAAGGAGACAGAAUUUGUGUUCUUAAAUAUACUAACACUACAAAAUUUUGACUUCCUCGAUAGUAAUUUCUAUUUCAAAUUGGUAAUAGAGUGUCCCGCAUAUAGUAGCUUACUCUCUUCACAAAAUAGCAAUUUACAAACUGCAGCGAUUAAUAAGUUGCUAGAUGUCUUUAUUACAGCAGAUAACUUUGUCAUAGACUCUAAGACUCAGUUAGAAAGUUUCUUAAAACUCUGUGAACCUUUGAUCAAAAUGAAAUUGAAAAGAGCGUUGGCUAAUGAAAGUAGUCCUACCAACCAAUCUUCCAACCAUCCAAUGGACCCUUUUGUCGUUAAGAAUAGUACAAAUGUUGGUCAAUCAGGUGUAUCAGAGGAGAAACAGAAAAUAUCAAGAGAAAAUAUUGACGAUUUAUUAAGUUUCGAUCCAAAUCAAGAAAAAUUGUCAAAAUUCAUUCACAUAUUAUUCAAUUCAGUAUUAAAAUCUACCACUUUCAAAAAAUUGGAAUCUCAAGUCGAGAUACUUUUGAUUAUCAAGAAUUGGCUAUACAAAGGUGGUAAAAAUAUUACUUUCACUUAUCCAUCUGUGAUAACAAAUUUCUGGAGGUUAAUCAGAAAGGCCAGCCUAUUUAUGAAUAAAAUACCAAAGAAAAAACCAUACUAUGAAAAUGUAAUAAAACAGAACUUCAAAUACAUUUCUCGUUGCACAACAGAAAUGUUCAAUAUCUGUGGCGCACAAUCUAAUGAUCAAGUCUUCAAGAUAAUAUUACAAACCGCAUCUCUGGCAGAUCAAUUAGAAUUUGGCGAAAUUGCAUACGACUUCUUUUCUCAGGCCUUUACUAUUUUCGAGGAAUGUUUAACUGAUUCCACAACCCAAUUUCAAGAAUUAAUUUACAUGGCACAAAUAUUACAGAGGACUAGAUCUCUUUAUAAAGAAGACUACUAUGAUUCAUUGAUCGUUAGAUCUACGCUACACGGCUCCAAACUUUUGAAAAAGCAAGAUCAAUGUCGAGCUGUAUAUCUAUGUUCUCAUUUAUGGUGGGCAACAGAAAUUUCAUCUCUUGGAGAAGAGGAAGGGGUCACUGAAGAUUUUUUUAGAGACGGUAAAAGAGUACUUGAAUGUUUACAAAGAUCAUUAAGGUCUGCAGACUCAAUAAUGGAUAACGUCCAAAGCUGUGAAUUAAUGGUGGAGAUAUUGAAUAGAUGUCUUUAUUAUUUCAUUCAUGGGGAAGAAUAUGAAACACACGUUACUGUGAACUACAUAAAUGGAUUAAUUGAACUGAUCAAGACCAAUCUGAAAUCAUUAAAACUGGGAGAAGAAGCUCAGUUAUCGGAACUACGCAUCGAUGAUAAUCCCCGUAACGUCACUAAGAACACUUUGGUCAACGGAUCAGAUGGUAAUUAUGUUCAAAUAGGCGACAACAAUAUGAACACUACAUCUACUGUUCUAAACCCCCAAUCCAAAUUACUACGUGUCAGCGAUUUGAUUCAAGUUCCCAUCCAACACUUCCACAGGACCUGCAAAUAUAUUGUAAAUCAAAGAGAUAUAGAUCCUCGGUUCGAAACUAUAGUUGUAUAA